AUGCUUGGAGGUGGCUGGAUCCCUGAGGUGCUGAGCUCUCUGCCCAUGCAGACAGACAGUAGCUGUCAGCGGGAGGCGAUCCUCCAUGUGCCGCUGUGCAAGGAGGACUGCGAGGAGUGGUGGGAGGACUGCAAAGACUACGUCACCUGCAAAGAGAACUGGCACAAGGGCUGGAACUGGGCCACAGGACCGAACCACUGUCCCUGGGGCACCAUGUGCCGGCCGUUCAAGCAGGUCUUCCCCCGCGCGGCGGACCUGUACGAGAAGAUCUGGUCGGACUCCUACAAGUACACCACAGCACCACGGGGCAACGGGCGCUGCAUCCAGAUGUGGUUCGACCCUGCCCAGGGGAACCCCAACGUGGCCAUGGCCAAGUACUAUACCUGGGGUGGGAGAGCUGCUGCAGAUAUGGCUAGGAAACCUGUUGUGGGAGCCUCCUCUUCCCUGCCAGCCACUCUCCUCAUUCUGCUGCCCCCUGCUCUGCUUGCUUUGAUGUGA
Messenger RNA from Alligator sinensis (Chinese alligator), 498 nucleotides. RefSeq names its product folate receptor alpha-like. Lineage: Eukaryota; Metazoa; Chordata; Crocodylia; Alligatoridae. Gene Ontology annotation, cellular component: external side of plasma membrane. The transcript is spliced from 2 exons. Gene Ontology annotation, molecular function: signaling receptor activity. The record is from RefSeq and is a predicted model, not a curated record. Bases 1 to 498 code for a protein of 165 amino acids.